Messenger RNA from Dalotia coriaria, 611 nucleotides. Its product is annotated as C-type lectin 37Da-like. The transcript has 3 exons. Gene Ontology annotation, molecular function: signaling receptor activity. Bases 76 to 549 code for a protein of 157 amino acids. The record is from RefSeq and is a predicted model, not a curated record. NCBI's taxonomy places the organism in Eukaryota, Metazoa, Arthropoda, Insecta, Coleoptera, Staphylinidae.
UUCUACUUCUGGUUUAUACAUAUAAAUAAACAUGUUGUGAAGUCCCAAACUAGUUUGGAAGUUGACUCAGACAAGAUGCGUGCGUUAAGUCUCUUCACUUUUGUUUUCUGCUUCAUGCUGGUAAACUCCAUUAAAAAUUACUACAUUUUUAAAAUAAACAAGCUCAACUGGCAUGCAGCAUUUCAAGAUUGUUUAACACGCAAUCUACAACUGGCUACGAUCACAUGUAGUGAAGAACAAACUGCCAUUGACGACGUAAUUAAUAAAACUGGCGUUACAAAUGAAUGGUUGUGGACUUCGGGCACGGAUCAAGGUGAAGAAGGAAACUUUUUUUGGAUGAGUACAGGUAAACCGAUUACCUUUUCAAAAUGGAGCCAUCCACAACCAGACAAUGCGGGAGGAAGAGAAAACUGUAUAAACCUAUGGAAUACUGAUGGUGUGUUUACAUGGAACGACUGGGGAUGCGAUAAUAAACUGUAUUACAUCUGUGAAGAUACACCAGAAACAAAUUGUGGUUUCAAUCUCGAUGUUAGAAUGGCGGAUGUAUGAAUUAAAUUUAAGUAACUGAACUAAUAGAACUACCAAGAAAAUAAUUAAAUGUUUAAAAGUUA